GGGAAAAGACGUGCGGCGUGACUCCACUGUUGUGAGUCUUCUUGUGAAACUACGUGGUCAUUCUAACAAGAAGUCCACUGCUAUGUCUGCCAAACAAAGCCUUUCAGCCCAUUUUUAACUGGAUAAGCACUUUUUACCCGGAACGCCUUGUGAUUGUUGCUCACUGUGGUUUGAUUGUUAUAGUAUAAGUGCAGAAACCAGCUCAUGUUAUUGGACCAAUUUGAAGGUCUGGAUUUGUUUCUCGUUUUGGGAUAUGCGUUUGGAUGCGUGGACUUUUUCACAGCCAGUGCGGCUGUACAGUAAGUAAGUAAGUGUGGACUCGAGGGUGAGACGCGUCUGCAGAUUCAGGACACAUUCAGACCACUGCAGCUCUCCGCGGAUUAAAAUAGUUUCCAAUUGGGAUUUAAUUAACCAAAACGGGAAGAAAGUGACACAGUCGGCAUGUCUCUAAGCAAAAACAUGGAAUUUGAGCACUUUGAGGAUCGAGAAAAGCCGCAGCGGACAGCGAGGAGCCAGUGCGGCUCCGGGUCCCAGUGCGGCUCCAGAGGACUGGCCCCCAGCCCCGCGCACAGCGCGCACUCCAGCUUCUACCGCACACGCACCCUCCAGUCUCUCACCUCCGAGAAAAAGGCCAGAAAAGUCAGGUUUUAUCGCAAUGGAGACAAGUAUUUCAAAGGGUUGGUGUACGCCGUGUCUCACGACCGGUUCAGGUCCCUGGACGCCCUGCUCAUGGAGCUGACGCGCUCCCUGUCGGACAACGUCAACCUUCCCCAGGGAGUCCGGACGCUGUACACGCUGGACGGGAGCAGGAGGCUCUCCAGCCUGGACGAGUUAGUGGAGGGUGAGAGCUAUGUGUGUGCCUCCAACGAACCCUUUCGACGGGUAGAUUACUCCAAGAACAUGAACCCUAACUGGUUGGUAGGCAGCAAGACGGGUACAUCGCGCUCCCUGUCCUCUCUCAUCCCACUAAAGAACGAGCUGCAGCGUGAAUCCAAGGACUUCAUCAAGCCCAAGCUGGUCACAGUCAUCCGCAGUGGUGUCAAACCCCGCAAGGCAGUUCGUAUACUGCUCAACAAGAAGACGGCACAUUCCUUUGAGCAGGUGCUCACCGACAUCACGGAUGCUAUAAAGUUGGACUCUGGAGCUGUGAGAAGGCUGUACACUUUAGAGGGCAGGCAGAUUACCUGCCUCCAGGAGUUCUUUGGAGAUGAUGAUGUGUUCAUUGCGUGCGGUCCAGAGAAGUACCGCUAUGCACAGGAUGACUUUGUGUUGGAUCACAGCGGUAAGGCUUUCACAGCCUUUAUGACUGAAUGCAAAGUGUUAAAGUCAUCGUACAGCCGUUCUACUACUCCAAACCGGACAGCUAGGAGUCCCGGACCGUCGAGGCGCAGCAAGUCCCCGGGUGCCGCAAGGCGACCUGCUCACUACUCCACCAGUAAUACUCCAGUCAAGUCUCCAGUUAACGGCAUUUCAGCUCCCAGGUCCACAAAGUCGUCCACUCCGUCUCCCACCAGUCCCCGACCACUCCCAAGUUUGAAGAUCCCUUCAUCACAUCACCUCUCCUCCCCAAACAUAAACGGCUCGCUAGAUAAUCACCAGAAGCAAACCAAUCAACUCAGUCCGGAGGUUAACGGGAACCAGUGCUUACCGACCUCAAACCUCUUAGAAAAAUACAAGAUUGGAAAAGUCAUUGGAGAUGGCAACUUCGCUGUGGUUAAGGAGUGCGUGGAAAGGUCCACUGGGAAAGAGUUUGCUCUCAAGAUCAUUAACAAGGCCAAAUGCAGUGGAAAGGAGCACCUCAUUGAGAAUGAAGUGGCUGUGCUGCGGAGGGUGAAACACCCGAACAUCAUCAUGCUGAUCGAGGAGCUGGACACUCCCUCUGACCUGUGUCUCGUUAUGGAGCUUGUCAAGGGGGGAGAUUUGUUUGAUGCCAUCACGUCCUCGGCCAAAUACACGGAGAGAGACGCCAGCAUCAUGGUGUACAACCUCGCCGGAGCUCUGAAGUACCUGCACAGCAUUAACAUCGUCCACAGAGAUGUAAAACCCGAGAAUCUGCUGGUGUUCGAGGAUCAAGGUGGGACCAAGUCCCUGAAGCUCGGAGACUUUGGUCUGGCCACAGUUGUGGAGGGACCGUUGUUCACAAUCUGUGGUACUCCAACUUAUGUCGCUCCAGAAAUCAUUGCUGAGGCGGGCUAUGGUCUGAAAGUGGACGUCUGGGCUGCAGGUGUGAUCACCUACAUCCUUCUGUGUGGCUUCCCUCCCUUUAGAAGUGAGAAUAACCGGCAGGAAGAGCUGUUUGAUCAGAUCCUCCUCGGACGACUGGACUUUCCCGGUCCUUACUGGGACAACAUCACCGAUUCAGCCAAGGAGCUGAUCGGAAAGAUGCUACAGGUCAACGUUGACGGUCGAUACACGGCGCAGGACAUCCUGUCGCACCCAUGGGUCACGGAGGAUUCAGGUCUGGAGAACAACAUGAAGAUGGAGGUGACGGGUGAGCUGAAGACGCACUUCAACACCGCUCCGAAGCACAGCAGCACCACGGCCGGCGUGUCGGUCAUCGUGAACACAGCUCUAGAUAAGGAGACCCUCCACCUCCCCACCCGCUGUUGUAACGAACAACAAACGGUGGCGUGUCCAGCAGGCGGCCGGAGCCCGUCUGCCCCCCCAGACCAACAGACCCCUGCGACCAAACAGGCGUUACCUGUACGUGCCAAAGUACCAGAACCUCCCGAGCAACAUCCUCCCCCCGAGACUGCUCCUCCUGAGGCGUCCAGCAGCGCAGAGGCUGCCCGGCUCGAUGCUGCUUCCACUCCUGAACCUUCCAGCUUUCAAAUAAACAACAGCCAACCUUUAGCUGCCGAGCCCGACCCGCAACCCUCCACUCCCCAAAGUCCGCUGCAGCCGUCCUCUUCACCCUCUGCUGACAAUAUUCACGUGUCCUCCACUGCAAAAGUGGAGACUACCCUACCGGCACUUUUCCCAGCUCUGAAGAGAAGCAGCUCUUUAGAGGCGACGUCUCUGUCUGCUCUGCCCCUGCUUUUCUCCUGCCCUUCUCCAUCGUCUCCCGCCCAACCGUUCCCAGACCCCUCGUCUCCCACCGAGCAGGUGUCUCCCUCUCCGGUGUCCCCCGUCCAGCCCGCAUUGUUCUUCCCGCUCUCUUCCCCGACCGUACGAGAGCCCCCUUCCCCGUCUUCCAUCCACCCGACUCUGUUUCCCUCUCCUCCUUCCACACCUCCUCCCAGCUCUCCUUCUCCUAGUCCUCUACUGGCUGAGAAACUUCUCGAGCAAAUCUAAAUUCCCCCGUUUCACUCCCACAAACCUGCAUGGGAUAAGGAGUCUGAACCCCCCACGAUUAAGCGUUUCUUAGUAGCUGUGAACUGAACCAGUGACUGCUGUAUCCACAGGUUUCCCGCUCAUUUUCACCCAAAUCUCUUUGAAACUGAGAAGAACAAGAGUCUAAUUGUAAAUAUUUGUAUUUAUUUGCAAAGGAAAGGGAACAAAGUUAAUGUCACUCACUUGAGUGGUUUUUCCUUUGAAGUCGUAUUACUGUACCACAUUAAUGUGAAUUAUUUUGACUGCGUGCUAUCAUCAUCAUCAUCAGUGCAAACACACCCCACUAUGAGCUGCUGUCGCUUUAGAAAAGGAAGUACUGUAUACCUCUUAUACGAGUAUUUCUGAACAGGUAGAGUAGUCAUCCUGAUGCUAAGAUUAACAGUACAGUUUAAUUUACAGUGGGAGGACAAAAUAUAUGAUGUCUACCGGAAUACCAAGUAGUUAAUAAAGAAAUAAGUGCUUUCAAACAGCUUCACCUCUAAUGUUUUGUGAUUCCCUCAAUACACGCAGAAGACGUGCCAUUUAAUCAGACCUGUUCAAGGUAUUCAUGAUCAGUUUGAGCCUUUCAUGCGCAGUCGUCACUCCAGUGGACGUUGAAUCAAAAGCAGUUUUCUAGCAGGGGGGUUUAGUUGCAAAUGAGUUACUUCAGGGAGUCAGCCCGGCUUUUAAAUGCAUUGCAAAAAGAUUUUAAUGACAAUUACAGUAUUUCCAACCGUGAUAGACAUGCUUAACUCUUUGGCUUAACCUCCCCCCUUUUGGUGCUGUAGAUUUUGUUCACCCACUGACUCUAUGGAGCCAAAUCAAGGCCAAAAGUUUUGCUAAUUUGAAAAUAAAAUUUGAACCUGAAAAUUCUUUUUUACAGUUUAAAUUCUUUUUUUUCAGUAUCAAAUCUUUUUUUCAGUUUCAGAUCUUUUUUUUUCAGUUUCACUUCUGUUUUUUUCAGUUUCAAAUCUUUUUUUUUCAGUUUCAGACUUUUGGCCCCAAUCUGGCGUGGGGGGCGUGACAUCAACUUUUGGCCUUGAUUUGGCUCCAUAUGACUCGUGCUGAAUUUUUCCACCCCAUUCAUGUGUAGUGUUAUGAGCCGUAGCUGUCCACUUUAAACUUGGAGGUUUGCAUUCGGAGUGUAUGAGCGGUCUACCAAGUAACACCUGUUGUACAUAAGAACAUAAAUCCAAGAUAUCAAGCUGCAGGUAUGUUUUUGACUAAAGCACAGGAAGUACACUUCCACACUUGUAGAAUUUCUAGCAAACCUGAACCGGAACCUGCAUGACACUUGUUGAUGGUUUUUCUGAGCUGUAAGACUGGCAAGAGUCGGCGUUGUCAUGGUGAUAUGUUUGUACUAGAUCACUGAGGCCUUUAUAUAAUCCAGCUUGGCUGAAAGGAUGUCCCACAUUCUGCUUCCGGCAUAUUAUUGAUUCAUCAGUAAAUUGUUUUAAUCUCCAAAACAUUUGUCUGAAUACAAAGUCAAGCAGGUACAGUUUAUUUCCUUUAUGUUUGUAAAGUUUGUAUGAAAAGGCAGACAAGAGCAUUGCUGAAUAGAUUAUGUGAAACUACGUAAAACAGUUUUCUAUAGGCAUAGGGCGACUGCUUUUAAUGUCUUAGUAUUUUGGAACAGGUAAGAAAAACACCCCUGAAUGCAAUAAAAACUUCAACUCUA
Molecule: messenger RNA, 4990 nt
Organism: Cololabis saira (Pacific saury)
Lineage: Eukaryota; Metazoa; Chordata; Actinopteri; Beloniformes; Belonidae
Gene: dclk2a
Product: doublecortin-like kinase 2a
Exons: 17
Coding region: 442-3294 (950 amino acids)
Biological process (GO): intracellular signal transduction; protein phosphorylation
Cellular component (GO): microtubule cytoskeleton
Molecular function (GO): ATP binding; protein kinase activity
Source: RefSeq, a predicted model, not a curated record